Molecule: messenger RNA, 1508 nt
Organism: Pectinophora gossypiella (pink bollworm)
Lineage: Eukaryota; Metazoa; Arthropoda; Insecta; Lepidoptera; Gelechiidae
Gene: Got1
Product: aspartate aminotransferase, cytoplasmic
Exons: 10
Coding region: 142-1392 (416 amino acids)
Biological process (GO): L-aspartate biosynthetic process
Cellular component (GO): cytosol
Molecular function (GO): pyridoxal phosphate binding; L-aspartate:2-oxoglutarate transaminase activity
Source: RefSeq, a predicted model, not a curated record
UGGCAAAGGUCAUUUUAGUAGGACUUCCUUUUCAGUAGGUAACUAAAAUUAAUUAUCUGCUGUUAUCAGUUUACUUAUUGAGACGGAGACACUUUGCGUCCGUUAUUCCGUUCGAGGGGCCGUGUUGAUCCCACAAUUAAAAUGUCGCGUUUCCAAGUUGUCGAACAAGGUCCUCCGAUCGAAGUUUUUCAGCUCACUAAAUUGUUUGCCGAAGACAGCUUCCAAAAUAAAGUGAAUUUAAGUGUCGGUGCAUACAGAGAUGAAAAUGGAAAACCGUGGGUUCUGCCAGUUGUUAGGAAAAUGGAGAAACAAAUGGCCGAAGACGAUACACUUCUACAUGAGUACCUGCCUGUCCUUGGUUUUGAGCAGUUCAGUCAGCUAGCAACAGCCAUGUUGCUCGGACAAGACAAUCCAGUUUUAGCUGCUGGGCGUGCUUUCGGCGUUCAAACCCUAUCCGGGACUGGCGCACUGCGUGUUGGAGCUGAGCUGCUGAACAAGCAUCUCCACUACACCACCUACUACUACUCCAAACCGACAUGGGAAAACCACCACCUAGUUUUCAUGAACGCCGGGUUCACAACCCCGCGUACAUACCGCUACUGGGACGAGAAGACACGCGCCAUAGACUUCGACGGCCUCAUGGAGGACCUCAAGAACGCCCCGGAGAACGCCGUCAUCAUCCUCCACGCAUGCGCACACAACCCCACCGGCAUCGACCCCACUCACGAGCAGUGGGAAAAGAUUGCUGAUGUCAUGGAGGAACGCAAGUUGUUCCCGUUCUUCGACAGCGCGUACCAGGGCUUCGCGUCCGGAGAACUGGACAAGGACGCAUACGCGGUCCGCUACUUUGUCAAGAGAGGAUUCGAGCUGGUGUGCGCGCAGUCCUUCGCCAAGAACUUUGGGCUUUACAAUGAGCGCGUGGGCAACCUGAGCAUAGUGCUGAACAACUCGUCGCACGUGCCCGCCAUCCGCUCGCAGGUGACGUGGAUCGUGCGUGGCAUGUACUCCAACCCGCCGGCGCACGGCGCACGCGUCGUCACCGCCGUGCUCAGCUGCAAGCAGCUCUUCGACGAGUGGAAGGAUCAUAUCAAGGUUAUGUCGUCCAGAGUCAUACAGAUGAGAGAAGCUUUGAGGGCCGAACUAGUUAAACUAGGCACACCCGGCACUUGGGACCACAUAGUGAAGCAGAUCGGAUUGUUCUCCUACACCGGCCUCACCCAGCGACAAGUGGAGCACCUCAUCCAGGAAUACCACAUCUACCUGCUCAAAUCGGGCCGUAUCAACAUCUGCGGGCUCAACCCUUCAAAUGUGGCCUACGUCGCGCGCGCUAUGAACGACGCGAUCACCAAGUUUCCUGAUGACCAUGAUACCAUUGCACACUCCAAGUUAUGAUGAGGCAUGAGCAUAAAGUGGCAACCCUGUAUUUUCAACGGUAUGUGCUGGUAUCAUUGGUGGAGGAGAUUCUAUACAUAUUGCACAAUGAGAUUAAUAAAUCAUAUUUUUUUCUA